Messenger RNA from Hermetia illucens (black soldier fly), 718 nucleotides. It is a transcript of the gene mRpL12, whose product is annotated as 54S ribosomal protein L12, mitochondrial. Gene Ontology annotation, molecular function: structural constituent of ribosome. The coding region runs from base 93 to 647 and encodes 184 amino acids. The record is from RefSeq and is a predicted model, not a curated record. Gene Ontology annotation, cellular component: ribosome; mitochondrial large ribosomal subunit. Lineage: Eukaryota; Metazoa; Arthropoda; Insecta; Diptera; Stratiomyidae. Gene Ontology annotation, biological process: mitochondrial transcription; translation. The transcript has a single exon.
UCCAAUGCGAAAUAACCUCAAUUCGAUAUUUGUCAGACGAGAGCGCUCGUGAGUUUUUCUGCAAUUUUGGAGAAGUUUUUAAUCCAAUUGAGAUGUUUACCGUACGAAUCGUAUCGCGGCGGUUGCAAGGCACGCACCGGCAAUUAUCACGAUGCACAAUUUUAAACUCUACAGCUACAGCCGCACCUGCCACCUCAGAAAAAUUAACCACACCACCCCCGGAAAGUGCCGAAAGACCAGCUAACCCAAAACUAGUUAAUAUUGUUAACGAAAUCGCGACAUUAAACCUACUCGAAGUAUCGGAGCUUAGUACACUGCUUAAAAAGAAACUAAAUCUUCCCGAGACAGCAUUCAUGCCGGCAUCGUUUGCUGCAGGCCCCGCUAGACCCGCAGCCGAAGAGGAGGAGGAGGCGGCUCCAAAGAAAGUGCAAACUUCGUUCAAAGUCAAAUUAGUGAAAUUUGACGACAAACAGAAGGUUGCAUUGAUAAAGGAAGUGAAAAAUCUUCUGGAGGGCAUGAACCUGGUGCAAGCAAAGAAAUUCGUCGAAAGCGCACCGACGAUAGUUAAGGAAGAUAUUCCUAAGGAUGAGGCGGAAAAACUGAAGGAGGCGCUUUCGAAAGUGGGAGCUGAAAUAGAAAUCGAGUAGAUUUUGUGAAUUUUUGAUUUACGCAUAGAUUGUAGGUGUUAUACGAAAAUACAAACGUUCUAAUAAAAACA